AUGGAAGAGAAAUUAAAUUUAUACAUUUACCCUCUUAAGAGGCUUAAAGUAUACAAUGAACCCAAUUCAAUUGAGGUUACAUUAAACACGUUUGAUAAAAAGAAAUUGAAUAAAGAUGAAAAAAAAAAUGAAAUCCUUGAAGAUUUAAAAUGUAAACGUGUUGAUAACCCACAUAUGAUUUAUGAUUCUUUAAAUUCAAAUAUCCUUUAUGAAAUAAAAAAUUUCCAUGCUACAGAUAAAACGUAUAUAACACGAAGAGAAGUUAAAGAUAAUAAUAUGGAGAAUAAUGAUAAAACGUUAAAUAAUAACCAAAACGAUAUAAGUAACAAAAAUAAUAAUAUAAUUUAUAGUUCUAGUGAGAAUGAGGAUAAAAUAAUAUAUGAUGAUACGGAUGAAUGUUCUAAUAACAAUGAUUCUAAAAGUGAAGACAUGUCAAAAAAAAAAAAUAAUAAAAAAAAAAAUAAAAGUAGCAACAAAAAGAAAGAUGGCAAAAAAGAUAAUAUUUUUAAUGAUGAUAAAAAGGAUAAUAUUUACAAUGAUAAUAUUUACAAUGAUAAUAUUUACAAUGAUAAUAUUUAUAAUAAUAAUAUUUAUAAUGAUGAUAAUAAUAAUCUGCAAACAAAUAACAGGAACAACAAUAUUACUAGAAAUAUGUAUAAAUCCUCUAAAAUUGCAGAAUAUUUUACAAAUUAUCCUGUAAAUGUACAAGAAGAUAUUUUCUCAUCCCCGAGUGAUGAUAACAUAAGUACAUUAAAAAAAAAAAAAAAAAAUAGCUAUAAAGAUAAUACAUCUUACAAUAUAAAAACAAAUGGAACAGAUGAUAUAUUAUAUUCAUUAUCCAAUGGUUCGAGAAAAUAUUCAGAUAUAUAUUAUGAUGAGAUAAAAAAAAAAAAAAAAAUAGCUGAAAAAAAUUUUAUAGACUUUUUAAAUAAUACAAAAAAAUAUGAAAAAGAAAUUAAUUAUAAUCAUGUAAGAAAUAAUACAUCAAGAGAUGUAAUUAAUACUUUGGCUACAUUUUAUAUUGAUAAAAAAAUAAAUAUAAAUACAAAAUAUUCAUAUGAUUUACAUUUCAAUAUGAAAACACCCGUUGUUGUAUUCCCUACAGGAUUUUAUAAUAAUGAAAUAAAAAUUGUAGAAAUGCAAAUUAAAGAUUUUAUAUACGACGAUAAUUAUAUAUAUAACAAGAGUAUUGAUAAUAGUAUUGAUAAUAAUAUUGAUAAUAGUAUUGAUAAUAAUAUUAAUCAAUAUGAAAAAAUAUAUAAAAAUUAUGAAAAUGAUUUUUUAUAUAAUCCAAAUAUAAUCAAUAAUAAGACAAAUGUAUAUAAUUAUAAUAAUCUAUAUGAUUAUAAUUUUAUUCCCUCAAAUAUAAAAUUCAAUUUUUUAAAUGAAAUAAAUAUAAUACCAACAAACUUAUCUGUUGGUAAUGAUGAAUUUUUAUAUAGAACACAAUUACCAUCAUUUACAAGUUUGUCAAAUAGAAUAAAAAUUGCUAAAGAAUAUAAUAAGACUUAUAUGUAUAAAAAGUAUUAUAAGAUACAAAAUGAUAAUUUCCUUUUAUAUAAAAUUAAUCGUAAUAUAACUGAAUCCAAAGAAAUAGGAUCUAUUUCUGUUAAUAAUUUUUAUAAAAUUAAAGAAAUCAAACUUGAUAAUAAUAAUAUAAACCAAUCUAUUGUAUAUUCUAGAAAUGAUUUUGGACUUUUCAUUUUUCUUAUACAAUAUACAGAAAAUGAUUUUUUUAGUAAUAUGUAUGAGGAUAGUAUAUCAAAUCCAAAAGACAAAAAAGAUCGAAUAGAAAAUUAUAAAUUAAAUAAAACAAAUAGAACAUAUUAUCCUUCAAAUGGUUAUUCAAAUGGUUAUUCAAAUGUUUAUUCAAAUGAUUAUUCGAUUGACCAUCAGAAUGAACAAAAUUAUUUUAAAAUCUUAAAUUAUAAAAUCCAAAUAACAAAAGAUAUACUACUAUUUGAUAGAUUAUAUCAAAUAUGUCCAAGUCCAUUUACAUUUGGAAAAUGUUUAUUUAUAGGUAAUCAUAAUAGCUUAUAUUCUUACGAUGUACAAACAAAUGUUAUAGAAAUAUCUGAUGUAAACAACAAUUCGUCAUUCUUUAAACAAAAUGAUACUUUUAUAUGUAUGUGUCAUUUACAAGAUGAUAAUACAAUUUUGUUUGGAGCUCGAAAUCUUUAUAUUUAUGAUCGAAGAGAAAAUCAAAUGGCCAAAUUUAAUACAAGUAAUUAUUUUGCUAAGAAAACAACCAAAAAAAGAACUACCAAAAAUGUAUCGGAACAAUUUGGUAAUAUCUUAACUGAACGUAAUAUUAAUUCAAAUAAUCUUUAUAAUGAAAAUAUGAGCCGUUCUCAUUUUAAUCAUGGAUAUACAGCCUUACAAAAAAAUCCAGAUUUCCCAUUUAUAAUCGCGGCAGUCAAUGCAUCAUUUAAUGUUAUCGAAUUAUGGGAUACUAGAAAUCAAUAUGAACCAUUAUUUAUAUUCCCAUUAAAUAUUUCGGAAUUUACUUACACAUAUUUUAGACAUAUUGAAUGGAUUAGAAUUUCUCCAAAUGUUUAUGAUUAUGAUAAAAAAAAUUGCUAUAAUCUAGCCGCAUUCUCCUAUUAUGAACAUCAGGUGUACAUCAGAAAAAUUGUCAUCUAUGAUGAUUUUACAAACUACAAAGAUUUAGGCAUACAAACGUAUACUAAUAAGCAUUCACAAUUUAUGUACAACUAUCUUUUUAAAAAUCAUAAUAAACACAGCGAAGUGGAUUUUUAUGAUGCUAUAAAAGAUACAUCGGGUAUUCAGGAUAAAGGAGAAACAAAAGAAUACAAGAAGAAAAUGAGAAAAAAAAAAAAAAAUUCAGAACAAGUGGGGGAAACUAACAAAAUGGAGGGAACUAGCCAAAUGGUGGAAACUAGCCAAAUGGUGGAAACUAGCCAAAUGGGAGAAACUAGCCAAAUGGGAGAAACUAGCCAAAUGGUGGAAACUAGCCAAAUGGUGGAAACUAGCCAAAUGGGAGAAACUAGCCAAAUGGGAGAAAUUUUUCCAAAUGGAAAAGUUCCAUUAACUUCCGAAAUACACGUUCCCAAAUACGUGGAGGAAAAGAGGUCCACCUUUAACAAAACCAAUGGUGUAAUAAAAAAAAAUACUAUUGUUGUAUCUCAAAAAAGGAAUAAAAAAGAUAAUGUUAAUUAUAAACGUUUAAGAGCAAAAGAGAUGAAAAAAAGAAAUGACAUUUGUUAUAACCACUUGUUUAGUUAUCGAAGUGUAAAGAUUCAUAUUGAUGAUUCAAUAAUAAUGGAUGCAUCUAAAUUUACAACAUUACAGAAGAAUAAAAGGAGUUGUAUAAAAUUAAAUAAUAAUGAUAAAAAGUAUAAUUUUAUAAAUUCGAAUAUGUACAAUAUGUUUUUUGGAUUAUAUGGUAUGCAGUUUGUUGAGUUUACUAUUCCUGUAUUUUAUUGUUCCAAAGAAAAGAAAAAAAAAAUAGUAGAAUGUGCCCAUGAACAGGAUAAAACAAAAGACAUAUUUUUAGAAAAACACUAUUAUUUUGAUGAAAAAAAAACAAAAACGUAUGAAUAUUUUAUUAAAAGAAAGAAAGAAUCCAAGGUGUGUUCAAGACAAGAAGUGGAAGGUAUUAAAUUGGAUUAUGUGCAGUUUGUUUUGUAUGUAAAUUCGUCAGGUCAAAUAUUUUGUAUGCCUCUUAAUCUCAAUAUAAAAAAAAUAAAGGAAGAGCACAUUAAAGAAUGGAUACCUAUAAAUAAAUUAUAUAUUACUAAUACUUAUGUAAAUGAAGAUAUGCAAAAACUAUCUGAACAAUUUAUUGAUAUUAUUGAAAAUAAAAAUAUUAAAAAGGAGUCUUAUGGUCUUUUAAAUAAAAAUGAAGCUAUAUCGAAUGAAUCUAAUAAUAAAAAGCUAGAUGAGGAAGAAGAGGUUAUACGAAAUAUGGAAAAUUAUGUAGAUAAGGAAACAGAAUUGUUUAAUAAGAAUAAAUCUAAUAUUAAUGUUCAAAAUGAAGAUAGUCAACCGUUUUAUAAUAAUGAAAAUGAAUCGGAGCAUACAAAUUCGUUUGAAUAUGGAGAUCAGUUUUUAUUAAAUAUGAAUGAAAAUAUGGAUAAAUUGAAUAACAUGUAUGUUCAAGAAAAUGAUGAUGAUAAUAUUAAUAAUGAAAAUGUUUAUAAUGACGAUAAUAUAUAUAAUGACGAUAAUAUAUAUAAUGAAGAUAAUAUAUAUAAUGAUAACAAUAAUAAUAAUACUUAUAGUAAUAAUAAUAAUAAUAAUACUUAUAGUAAUAAUAAUAAUAAUAAUAAUAAUAAUAAUACUUAUAGUAAUAAUAAUAAUAAUAAUACUUAUAGUAAUAAUCAAUAUGAUAAUAUUAUUGAUGAUGAAAAUAAAAGUUCACGUAACAUUUUUAAUUAUGAAGAAAAAGAACAUAAAAAUGAAAACAUCAACAAUGUUAUUAAAGACGCGGAAAAAACAUUUGCUUUAACAAAAGAUAAUUGCUAUGUUUUAAAAGAUUUGUAUUCUUCAUAUUGUAAUGUAACAAAUGAAUUUUUAUCUGAUAUGUUUAAUUUUUUAUAUAGGGAUAAAGUUCUUAUAUUACAAAAAAAUAGAAAUUCCAUAAAAAUAUUUAAAUAUGACAGGAAUGUGAAAGAUGAAGAAAAUAUUUUUUUGAAAAUAAAAAAUUGCCUAAACAUAGAAAAAGAAUCUGGAGAAAUAAAAAAUAAGAAUGCUAUAAUAAUAGCACCCAAAAAAAAAAAUAUAUCAAAAGUUCAAGGUGAAGAUAAUAAUGUAGGGGAGGCAUAUAAAGAUAAGUUAAUUUCAGAUAAUGAUAUGGCAAAAAAUAAUGUGGAAAAUAAUGAUAUGGCAAAUAAUAAUAUGGAAAAUAAUGAUAUGGUAAUUAAUAAUAUAAAAAAUAAUGAUAUAAAAAAUAAUAAUAUAAAAAAUAAUAAUACUCGUUUUAAUGAUAAGAUAACAUUUGAUGAUAAUAUAGAGACGUCUGAUAAAGUUAUGUUGGAAGAGGAAUUAUUUAUACCUAAAGAGGUUUCGGAAAAUUACAAACAUGAUAAUAUUAUUAAUAAUAAUAAUAUAUAUAGUUGUAAUAAUAAUUGUAAUGUCAUCCAUUUUGAUAAAGAGAAUAUGCUAUCAAAUAUGAUUAUCAAAAAUAUGAAGAAAAUGUAUAUAUAUAAGAAAGAUAAGAAAAAAAAGAAAAAAUCUAAAGGAAUGAAAUAUAUAAAAAAAAAGGAUAGACUUUCAUCAAAUAAUAAUAAAGAAACUCUUUGUUCUAUAUAUAAUGUAUUUGAAUUAUUUUCCAAAAAAAAUAUUAAGAAAGAAUAUAUGAAUGAAAUUAUAACUACCCAAUUAAUUCCUAUUGUAAAAUACUUAAAUUUUAAUUCUUUGAAAAAUAACAUAUUAUUAGAAAAGAAAAGUGCAUUAUGUACUUUUAAUAUUCAUAACUUUUUUUAUGUGGAAACAUUAUUUAAUUUAGAAAAUUCUUCAUAUAAUUUAUCCAAAGAAAUGAUAAAAAAAUUUAUAGAAGAUAGUUAUGCUUUUUGUACAUAUUCGAUCAAUUUUCAAUCGUAUAAAAUAUUGAAAAGAAAUAAAAUGUCAAAUGAUAUAAUAUAUUUUUAUAAUGAAAAUCAAACGUUUAACAAAUUUCUUAUGAAUAAAAUAAAAGUUGUAAAGAGGAAUGUUCAUUUCUUUGGUAAAGAUAUGAAUAACAAAAAAAAAAAUAAAACUAACCAUAAAACAAUAAUUAAUAAUAACAAUAAUGUUGAUGAUGAUAAUAAUAAAAAUAGUUUUAUUAUAUCUGAUGAAUAUGAUAUGAAAAUAAAUGAAAAUUUUACAAAUGAAGAUAUUCUUAAUUAUAACGAUUCUUUUAAUAAUAAUUUACAAAAUUGUGAUAAUUUACAAGAUUAUGAUAAUUUACAAAAUUAUGAUAAUUUACAAAAUUGUGAUAAUUUACAAAAUUAUGAUAAUGAGAAUACAAGUAUGUUCACUCAUAAUACCUUACACAUGAUUAACACGGGAGAUACAAAUAAUGAACAUAAUAUGGAUAAUAAAAAAGAUAAAAAUGAGAAAAUGUAUAAAUUGUCUAUUUUAAAAAAAGCCUUUAAGUUGAGAAAGCUAUUUGAAGUUUAUAAUGAACAUGGAUUUAAUUAUAUAUUAAGGAGUAUGAAUAAAAUACAACUAAUAAAAAAAAAUAAAAAAAUAAAUAAUAAUGUGGAAAAUAAUAAACAACACAAUGAACUAGUUCAUAAAAAAAAAAUAAAAAAAUAUUUUUUGAAAAUAUCGAAAGAACUAGACAAAUGUGUAUCCAUGAAAAAUUUUUUUUUUUAUGAAAGUCCUAUAUGUUUUUGUCUUUAUAAUAAUGAUUAUAAUAACAAAAGACAGUAUAAUACAUAUAUAAAUUCAUAUGAAUUUCUUUUAGAUAUUUUAAUCUUUUUCAACAAUAAUAAUAUAAUGCAGGGUGAAAUAGAGAGGAUGUAUACAUCUGCUGAGGAUUAUAUGUGUAUAAAAAAUGAUAAACACGUUGAUGAAAUAAUUAAAAAUAAUAGGAAAAGGAAAAAAAAGCAUAUGAAUAAAAAACAAAUUGAUGAUGAUGAUAAUGAUGAUAAUAAUGAUGACAAUUAUUACAAUAAUUACAAGAUUGAUAGUAAUAAUAAUUAUGAGAAUAAAAAUAAAACGAAUGAGAAAAAAGAUGCAUUUUGUAAGUUAAGGGCGCACAACAAUAAGGAGGAUUCAUUACGUUAUAAUAAAACUAUAAAAAAAUUAAAAAAAAAAAAAUUAUUAUUCUUAAGUAAAGAUAUUACUCAUCAUAUAUUUCAAAAUGUUUUAACAAAUGAAUAUUAUAUACCAAUACCAAAAUAUAUGAAAAAUAAAAUAAAAAUAAAAGAAGAGAAUUUUCAAUGUUCCCCAGUUACUUGUUUUAAAAAACGUUCAGUAGGUUUAUAUAAUGAAAAAUUAUCUAAUAUAUACAAUUCUAUUAAUUUUCACAAUUUAAAAAAUUUUGAUAUACAUAAAUAUAUGUACCAUGAGUAUUUUAAUAUACAACAAAAUAAAAUGAAAAAUGAUAUAAAUAAAUAUAUUGACAAUUAUGAACAAAAUUUAUUUGAUAAUCAAAUAAAAACUGCAGGACAUAUAGCUGGAUAUAAAAUGGAUUAUAAAUUAUUGAAUAAGUUGUAUAAUUUAUGGCCCAAUAAUGAAAAGAAGGAAAGAAGCAAGGACGACUAUUUGGAAAUAAUGAAUAAUUUAAAAAAUAGAGAAAAGGUACUUUUUUAUGAUUAA
Plasmodium falciparum 3D7 is the source of this 7269-nucleotide messenger RNA. RefSeq lists its product as uncharacterized. NCBI's taxonomy places the organism in Eukaryota, Apicomplexa, Aconoidasida, Haemosporida, Plasmodiidae. The record is from RefSeq and is a predicted model, not a curated record.